AUGCCGCACGUGAACGAGAAGCCGCGGUCAAUCGAGUCUCAUGUUAACUACCACCUCCCACCACCAAAAGAUGAGAAGUAUCCCAUUCAAUACAUCGCCACGGUCGGCUUUCAGAGGGAAAAGUAUGACCGGCGAUCCGUUAAAGUCACCGACAGACGCAGUUGCGCGGAGGAAUUUGACCUAGACACGCAUGGGUUCCAAUGGGUUGCUAGCACAAUCCAAGAGAAGAACUGGAGGGAUGACUAUCUGUUUUCUCUCCCUGCUCAGCUGCAAAAGGAUGUUCAAGAUCUUUUGAUGCGACACACUGGUGCGACAUACGUCCACCCUUUCCCACCCCAUGUCAUCCGCAAGGACAGCCAUCAGACGGUCCUUGAUGUUCCGGAUGACGUCCCGGAUGAUGCAUUGUUGAAUCUGAGACCACCAGCCAUGUUUGUACACGUUGAUCAAUCGUAUCACGGUGCCCAGAUUCGCUUAGACAGACAAGCCGAAGUCGACAACCUCAGGGACAAAGCCAAACACCGUUGGGGAAUUAUCAACGUCUGGCAGCCCUUGAAGCCAGUGGACCGCGAGCCCCUUGCUGUGUGCGAUGCCCGCAGCGUCGACGAGUCGGACCUCGUCCCGGUUACGACGCGGAUCGUCUAUGGAGGUCAGAACAUCGACAACGAGCAAUGGCACAUCAAGGCGAAUCCAAAUCACAAAUGGUACUACUCCAGUCGGAUGACGCCGAAUGAGGCGUUGUUGAUCAAGUGCUACGACUCCAAGCUUGAUGGGAGGGCCAGGAGGACUCCUCAUACUGCGAUUCAAACUCCCGAUGACUUUGGUCCACCGAGGGAGAGUAUUGAAAUCAGAUGUUUUGUAUUUUGGGAGGGCGAGGAAUUGACGUAA
Pyricularia grisea is the source of this 885-nucleotide messenger RNA. RefSeq lists its product as uncharacterized. NCBI's taxonomy places the organism in Eukaryota, Fungi, Ascomycota, Sordariomycetes, Magnaporthales, Pyriculariaceae. The record is from RefSeq and is a predicted model, not a curated record. The coding region runs from base 1 to 885 and encodes 294 amino acids. Gene Ontology annotation, molecular function: oxidoreductase activity. The transcript has 3 exons.